AUGGCGCUAGGCUGGCAGGACAUUCAGCGGCUUAGACUUGAUGAACUGAAUGAGUUCAUGGCCCGACUUUCCAGUGAUGUCUACUUGAAAAUGUGCCUGGUGCCCGACUUCCUGCCUCCCAUCGAGGCCGCCGACUUCAGUGAGCGCCUGGGGCGGCAGCUCGUGUGCCUGGAGCGCGUCACCUGCUCAGACCUGGGCAUCAGCGGCACGGUGCGCGUGCGCAACGUGGCCUUCGAGAAGCAGGUGGCUGUGCGCUACACCUUCUCGGGCUGGCGCAGCGCCCACGAGGCCGUGGCGAAGUGGCGGGGACCGGCAGGCUCCGAGGGCACCGAGGACGUCUUCGCCUUUGGCUUCCCGGUGCCGCCCUUCCUACUGGCGCUUGGCUCCUGCGUGCACUUCGCGCUGCGCUACCGGGUGGCCGGCGCCGAGUACUGGGACAACAACGAGGGCCGCGACUACAGCCUCACGUGCCGCGCCCACGCACUGCACAUGCCCCGCGGGGAGUGCGAAGAGAGCUGGAUCCACUUCAUCUGAGCCGCGGGGCCAGGGCCCUCUGCACCCAGGCCUCGCCUGUCGUCACCGCCCAGCUGGGCUCUCCCAGAAGACGUGGUUGCUCUUUCCUGCGCUCCACCCCCAAAACUAAGUCGUCUGACCUCACGUCCCGCUGCAAGAACCACUUGCAGUGGCCAUCCUGUCAUCUACUUGAAAGUCUGUGCCACUUGGUGUAAAAAGUAACCUUAUGUGUCCAGAAAGCCGUCCGUGUGUGUAAUGUGCUGGAUGGGGGUGGCGGGGAGGGUGCUGGGUGGGUAGAUGUAUGUGAGGGUUGGGUCCUCUGGACAGGACCCAGCAGGGUUGUGUUUUGUUUUGGUUUUUGUUGUUGUUGGAAAGGCCUGCAUCUUCCUGCUAGGAAGGCCUGUGGCUUUUGCAUGUGCCCUGAUUGGGCCUCUGUAAACGUCGGUGUUAGUUAUAAUAUUAUUAUUGUGAUGCUGGGACCUUUACCCUCAGUGAAUGCCUUCUCAGGAACAUUCUCAUUUUAAUAUGCUAAAAAAAAAAAUCAUCCUUGUGUAUUUGUGCCCAAUGUAAACAAUGUAAUGGGGUGACCCCCAUCAUGAUCCCUUGAGGCAUUCCGGCCCUGGGACAAGGAAAACCUGAGAGCACCUUUGCUUGCCAAUGUAUGUGGACUUCUCACAGUGGGAAACUAUUAAUAGGCAAGAAAUUUAUGCCUCCUCAGUCAUCACACAAUCAUUCCUAGGAGUUCAGCUGCUCUGGUUCGGCUGUGUGUCUCCAUCACAGCUGAGAAAGAGGAAAAGCUUAAAACUUUUAAACUAGCAAAACAGCGCCUUCUGGGAGUUUCUCGUCUCACUCCAUGUAUUUCUUUUGUACAUGUUUGGUAGUUAAUUUGGUACGCAUCUGCAUGUUAUCAGGACAUUCUGUUUAGGUUUGAACCGACCUAAACAUUUUAAGAAAUUCUGCCUUAUGUUAUUUCAAUUUUCAGGCAACUCUAUAGAAUUUCAGGCAACAAUGCCCUUACAAUUGCCUUUUUGAUGAUUAAGAUGGCUCUUUUUAUGUCUUCUUAAGCAUCAGAAGAUUCCAGCAGUCAGGUUACCAAGUGGAACUAGAAGGUAUUUUCAGCAAUAGCCAGAGCACCGGAGGAAAAUAAUUCAGAGAUAUUUAUACUUUUUAAUUGUCUUCAAUUGUAUUUAUAGAUGCCUGGAUUUAUCAGCUAUCUGCCAACUUUAUUCUUUGUGCCUUCAGAUAGGAGUGUUUCUAACAUUGACUGGACUUGCUUUCCAGUUUUAAAGUGCUAAAUGCUUUUCAUUUAAACUCCAACCAAGAAUUCAAGGCCGUUGUCCCCUGCAGAGUUCCACAAUGACUGAAAACUUGCAGUGAGGGGCUGGUGAUUUCUUUUGGUGCUGAGUGGUAGUCUCCCAGACAGCCGGUGCUAGCAGUGAGGUGUGACAAUCCAGCCAACAUGGACAAGGCCUUCAGCUCGUGAAGUUGAAUUAUGAUUCAUUUGAAACCAGUGUGGUUAAUUUUGUGACAGCUGUCACCAGUGAAUUAACUCUAAGUUUUUGAAUGCUUGUUGACAUUUGUCACAUCAAUACAUAAAGGGUGAGUUUUGUAUUUUAACCAAUUUGUUCUUCACAGUGACAACUUUUGUGUUUUCAAAAUUCCAAGAAGAGGGAGGCUUUCUGAUCUAGAGGGAGUACCUUCUAAUUGAGGAACACUGAAUGUUGAUUUAAAAUGUUGGGAUUAAAUUGAAUAGCCUUUGCCAUUAGCGCUGUGCACUACAUUGACAUGCAAGAAAGAGAGAAGCCUGCUUGCAUUUCCUGUUGUUUAACAAACUGUCCAAUUAGGUCAGCAAGCCUGUGAGGGCCUUGGCUGCUAUGCCUUUGGCCCUAGCCCAGAAUGCAAGACAAUUGUCCAGAGUACUCACAUAUAAGACUUAGAGCUGCCAAAUGUAUUGUAGAAAGGCAUGUAGAGAAUCUUAUAACCAUGUGAAAGUUAUUUGCCAAAAAGGUUCUGGUCAUAGAAUAUAAAGCAAAUGUUAUAUCUUCGAUAUGAGAACCUCAGCGUGCCUUUUUAGAAGUACCAACAUUUUAACAUUUAAAAGCUUAGAUAUACUGGCCUGGUUGUUCAAGUUCAGCUCAGGAAAACUUUCAGGCCCUAAAACACAGUUGUAUUGCUUAGAUGUUAAAAUUUUGCAUUGGAUUGUGCACCUUGUUGGAUUGUCUCCCCAAACCUAUUUUAAUGCCUGUCAUUUAAGAGGAUUUCACCCAAGCCUAAAUAUUAAAGUAUAUGUGCACAAAC
This is a messenger RNA of Hipposideros armiger (great roundleaf bat), 2811 nucleotides long. It is a transcript of the gene PPP1R3D, whose product is annotated as protein phosphatase 1 regulatory subunit 3D. The transcript has 2 exons. Lineage: Eukaryota; Metazoa; Chordata; Mammalia; Chiroptera; Hipposideridae. The record is from RefSeq and is a predicted model, not a curated record. The coding region runs from base 1 to 534 and encodes 177 amino acids. Gene Ontology annotation, biological process: regulation of glycogen biosynthetic process. Gene Ontology annotation, molecular function: protein phosphatase 1 binding; glycogen binding. Gene Ontology annotation, cellular component: protein phosphatase type 1 complex.